Molecule: messenger RNA, 2424 nt
Organism: Microthlaspi erraticum
Lineage: Eukaryota; Viridiplantae; Streptophyta; Magnoliopsida; Brassicales; Brassicaceae
Source: the annotation of a GenBank genome assembly
AUGUCUCUAGCUGACAAAGCUCACCAAUGGGAGAAGAGCUUGCCCCAUGGCACAAUCACCACUUGGGAUGAAUGCAAGAAGGCCUUUCUUGCUAAGUUUUUCUCCACCGGUCGCACAGCCAAGCUUAGAGGAGAGAUAUCCAGCUUCAUCCAGCGAAACAAUGAGACAUUCGCAGAGGCUUGGGAGAGGUUCAAAGGCUACACAAGUCAGUGCCCACACCAUGGAUUCAACAAUGAAUCACUACUCUCCACUCUUUAUAGAGGAUGCUUGCCUAGGUAUAGGGAGAUGCUAGACACAGCUAGCAAUGGGAACUUCCUCAACCAGGAUGUAGAUGAUGGCUGGCAACUUGUGGAGAACAUAGCUAACUCAAAUGGAAGCUAUGGAGAAGAGUAUGAUCGCACCAACCGGAGCUCGACCCACCACUCGAUCGAGUCAGACGAAAAGUUGAGAAAAGAUGUUAAGGCAUUGAAUGAGAAGUUGGAUAAGCUGAUCCUAGCUCAGUCCACAAUGAAGAAAGUCAACUUUGUGUCUGCUGAGGAGAUGGAACCAGUCCAAGAAGGGGAGGAUACACAAUUUGCUGAGGUGUGCUACAUGAGCAAUGGGCAAGGAGGUUACAACAAAGGAUACUAUAAUUACAAGUCCAACCCUGCCAUGUCAUACCGCAACACUGAUGUUGCUAACCCUCAGGACCAAGUCUAUCCUCAACAACAAGCAGCUCGAUCGAGUCAAGCCACAACAUGGGUAUGGUCAAAAGAACAAUUACCAAGGACCACAAGGCACUUUCCCUGGACAACAAAUGAAUAUCCCACCAGGCUUCCCCACCAACCGCCCCAGCCUGCACCUUCACAAGAGAAUGAGCUCAAGGCAAUGCUAAAGCAACUACUUCAAGGGCAAGCUGAUGGGGUAGUGGACACAAGCAAGAAGCUAGCUGAAAUAAACUCUAAGAUCGAGAACCUCAACACAAGGGUUUACUCUCUGGAGAAUCAUGCUUCUUCUGUUGCUGCUGCUACAAAGCAAGGACAACUACCUGGUAAAGCUAUUCAGAACCCCAAGGAACAGUGCAAGGUCAUCUUCACUCAAGAAGGACUUGUUGAAGAAGAGGAUCAAGAAAGGGUCAUUGAAGAUUUUUGUUUACUGCUGAAUGAUGAAGAGAUUGUUGCUGCUGAGGCUCCUGGAGUCCAGAUUGAUCAACCAGAAGUGCAGCACCUACUGUGGCCAUUCACACUUCACCAGUUGAGCUCGCACACAAGCUCGAUCGGCAGCUCGAUCGAGUCCAACUCUAGCUCGAUCGAGUCCGACCUCUUCUGUCCCAAACCUUUUUGCUUGAUCCUUACCAACCGGUUGCCGCUUCCUCGUCUCGCCUACUUAGUCAAGGUCACAAGGAAUGAUAAAGUUUCAGAGGUCCUACAAGAGUCUACUCAUCAGUUCAACCUGCUUACUUCACCCACCUUCCUACCAAAGGUCAAGGAUCAAGGGAAAUUCACUCUCCCUUGCACACUUGGGCAUCUUGAGAUUGACAAUGCCUUAGUGGAUUCUGGAGCAAGCAUCAAUCUGAUCUCUCUCUCCAUGGCAGAGAAGCUAGGCAUUGCUGGAGCCUUGCAGCGCCCUACUACUUCAAUCAUGUUUGGAGAUGCAACUUCUAAGUCUCCUCUUGGAGUGUUCAAGAACUAUCACUUGAAAAUUGGAGAAUGCAUCAUCCAAACUGAUCUCACUGUGAUGGAAAUGGAAGAAGAGAAGGAUCUACCUCUGUUAUUGGGAACCCCUUUCCUUAGUACAGUUGGCGCUUCAAUAGACUUUCACAAGCAAGAAGUGAUCCUUCACAAGGUGAAUAGUUUGGUGUCAUAUCGCUUGCAGCCUAGAGGUUCAGACUUUUGUGCCACAAUUGACAGUACUCUCAGUUCUAAGAGUCAUGGAGCUACAAAGGUUGUGAAGGAAAGGGUUGACAAGGAACCAAGAGUUGGGAAGGAUAAGGAUGAGAGAGGACCAAGGAUUGAGAAGCCACGUCUUGAGAGGGCUAGAGUUGAGAAACCACGUCUGAUAGGCCAAGAGCUGAGACUUGUUCAAGCCCCUUGUGUGCUUGAUGAAGAGAGCCUUCAAGCUUUGUUUGAUGAGCCACUAGGAAGGGCUCUACAAGAAGGGGAGGAUGCAGCCUCUAAGGCAAGACCAGGAGAUAAAAGAAAGGAUCCACCAGCUCAGGCCCCUUCAGUCAAGCCAUCUCAGCUCACAAUGACUUUGUUCCCCACCAAGUUUGAAAAUGGGAAGAUUGAGUACAAGAUAAGGUACAAGGGGAGAUCAAGGCCAUUCUCUAGAGCCAAGGCCUUGGUGACUUCAGAACAGUCCAGGGACCCAACCAAGCUAAAGGAGCUUCUGUCUCAAGUCCUCACUAUCACCCUUGAUGGUGGGACUAGCUCAACCAAUGCCUAA